UCCCCUCUUUCUCUCUUCUCACCCCUCUCUCUCUCCAUGUAUGUUUUGAAUGUCCCUCAGAUCAACCACCAGAGAGGGCAGCUACUAGAUGACUGUUCAAUUCCAUAGGGAUGUUAUUCACCAGGGAGAUGCUAGGGGAAUGAGAGCACUAAUCUGUGUUCACAUUCUCAGACUGGAGUGUACCAGACACUAGCAUGGUCUGCCAGGGUCUUCCUCCUUAGAGGUCCUGUAAGGUGAAGUGGAGGAUCUCAGGAGUGAGUGAAUCAGUGUCAGUGAACUGACUAACUAACUAAUGGACUGGUCAGUGAUAUAUCACAGACCAGGGGUUGAGAAACUCUGUUAGUGUUAGUCUGCUUUGACUACUCACAUUCUCCUGUCAGACAGCGCCACAGAGACAGAGGGAGGAAGAGAGAGAGAGCACUUCCACUCUCCCAUCCAGCCAGAGAAGGAUCCUCCGUCUGAUUGGCUCAGCAGAAUGGCCAGAGUCCGGUCACAUGAUCCUGUCAGCCAAUAGGAACUGGAGUUGGGCUUCUGUCAGGAAAAGUGCUGUAGCAUGCUGGAUGAGGCCUCUGGCUGACCUGAACAAUAUGGUGUCCAGUCUGAGCGCGUGGUUCUGGAAUGAGCGGCUGUGGUUCCCUGAGGGGCUGGGCUGGGCUGACCUGGAGGACAAAGAUGGCCGUGUCUACGCCAAGGCCAGAGACCUCUGGGUGGCGCUACCCAUCGCCGUAGCCUUCCUCGUAAUACGACAGAUCUUCGAGAGGUUAGUGGCCACUCCCCUGGCUGCUGUCAUGGGGGUGAAGGAGAAAGUUAGGCUCACAGUGUCACACAACCCCACACUGGAGUCAUUCUACUGUAACACAACCAAGAACCCCACACAGAGUUCUAUAGACAGCCUGUGUAAGCAGACAGGUUGUUCAGAGAGACAGGUGCAGAGAUGGUUCAGGAGACGCAGGAACCAGGACCGACCCAGUCUACUGAAGAAGUUCAAAGAGGCCAGUUGGAGAUUCACCUUUUACCUUUUUGCUUUCAUUGCUGGCCUGGCUGCCCUCGUCGACAAACCCUGGCUGUAUGACUUUAAGGAGAUGUGGCAGGGCUUCCCUAUUCUGACUCUCCUGCCGUCUCAGUAUUGGUACUAUAUGAUAGAGCUGGGUUUCUACGGCUCUCUAAUCUUUAGUGUGGCGUCAGAUGUCAAACGGAAAGUAAGUGUGCACCAUGCCUGCUCUAUAAAACACACUAUGCUUGUAACAAUCAAGUAUACAGUAUACAAAUGAACCACUAAAAAUGGUGGUACAGAAUCCCUUUACUUACAGUCCUAUUCACUUUAAGAGUCAGUCAAUUACAGCACGCAGAUCAUCCAAAUAUUCUUCCAUACAGGGGGAGUAGAGUUUACAAUGUCAGGGAUAGUGGUUAACCAAGCCUGCACACUCUGUUAGCUACAAGUGAUUCAUUGAAAGCAGUAAGCAAGUCUUUCCGAUCACUUUCCUGCUGUUGGCAUGGUGUUGACUUUGUGCUGACGACCAGGGGUUACUGUCAUGGCACUGAUGACAGUGUCAGUGUGUAUAGGGACAGGGGGCAGGGGGCUACUGCAGGAGGUGGACAUUAGACUGAUAUGACGUGUUUGUGUGUGUGGAGCCGGAGGUUUAAAGGGGAGUUUGUCAGUGGACUCUGCUCCACUAGGGCAGGUCAGUACAGACAGCAUGUACAGUACC
Molecule: messenger RNA, 1709 nt
Organism: Coregonus clupeaformis (lake whitefish)
Lineage: Eukaryota; Metazoa; Chordata; Actinopteri; Salmoniformes; Salmonidae
Product: ceramide synthase 2-like
Exons: 7
Coding region: 495-1271 (258 amino acids)
Biological process (GO): ceramide biosynthetic process
Cellular component (GO): membrane
Molecular function (GO): sphingosine N-acyltransferase activity; DNA binding
Source: RefSeq, a predicted model, not a curated record